Molecule: messenger RNA, 1742 nt
Organism: Manihot esculenta (cassava)
Lineage: Eukaryota; Viridiplantae; Streptophyta; Magnoliopsida; Malpighiales; Euphorbiaceae
Product: phenolic glucoside malonyltransferase 1
Exons: 1
Coding region: 61-1458 (465 amino acids)
Source: RefSeq, a predicted model, not a curated record
UCAUCACUCUGAUAUAAAAAAAUAAUAAUACAAUCUUCGUCAUCAUUCAUUGUCUCUCCCAUGGCAUUACCUUGCUCCACCAAAAUCCUGGAGUUCUGUCAAGUUCUACCAGCCUACGACUCACCUGAGUCGGCUACCGAGUUCUCUCUCCCUCUCACCUUUUUUGACAUAUUUUGGUUGAAAUUAUCACCUGUUCAACGUCUAUUUUUCUAUCAACUCACUGGUCCAUCAGCUACACCUACUUUCUUCAACACUGUAAUAUUACCUAAACUCAAGCACUCCCUUUCUCUCACCCUCUUCCACUUUCUCCCACUCGUCGGCCGCCUCACCUGGCCACCAAACUGUCCCAAACCUUUCAUCCUCUACACUCCAAACGAUGGUGUUCCGCUCACCGUCGCCGAGUCCGACGCGGACUUCGAUCGUCUCUCGAGUGAUGAUAUCCUUGAUGCUGUUGAGUUGCAUCCUUAUGUGCCUGACUUACCAGUAUCUGAUACUAUGGCUUCUAUACUUGCUCUGGAGAUUACUUUAUUUCCAAAUAAAGGGUUUAGCAUCGGUUACUCUAUAAACCAUGCGGUUCUUGAUGGUAAAAGCAUAACCAUGUUUAUGAAAUCCUGGGCUUACAUGUCUAAGCAUGGUGAAAAUGGAAAACAGAACACUUCUAUAUUGCCUGAAGAACUUGCUCCGUUCUUUGAUCGAAACGGUAUCAAAGACCCAUUAGAGCUGGGGAAUCUGUUCUUGAGGCAGUGGGAGUCCCUAAGCGAAUCUGAGCCAAUGAUUAAUUCUCGAAGCUUGAAGCUGUUACCCCAAUUAGGAGCAGACAUCAAAAAGGUGAGAUCCACAUUCCAUUUAACUCGUGAAGAGAUAAUCAAACUCAAGAACAAAGUAUUGUCUCAGCUGGAAAAUCCAAUUCCUUUGUCAACUUUUGUGGUCACCUGUGCCUAUGUAUUGGUUUGCAUGGUAAAAGCCAAAGGAGGAGAUGGAAACAGAAUGGUUUGGUUCCUAUUUGCAGUGGAUUGCAGGAGACGCUUAGAUCCUCCACUUCCGGCUAAUUACUUUGGCAAUUGUGUUGCCGGUCACGACGUUUUUACAGAAGCAAGAGAUUUUAUGGAAGAGAAUGGGUUCUCCAACAUUGCAAAGAGAUUAAGUGGGGUUAUAGAGGGAUUGGAGAAGGAUCCUUUACAAGGAGCAGAGGAUAAGAUAUCAAGUUUCAAAAGUGAAAUUAGAGCUGGAAUGCAAGUGAUUGGGCUUGCCGGAUCAACGACUUUUGACGUUUACGGGUGUGAUUUCGGGUGGGGCAGACCAAAGAAGGUGGAGAUAACCUCCAUAGAUAAGACUGGAGCAAUUUCUUUGACACAGAGUAGAGAUGGAAACAGAGGAAUUCAGAUUGGUUUGGUCUUAAGCAGGGAUGAAAUGGAAGCUUUUGGUUCUUUAUUUGUCGAUGGCCUGAAACACCUUUAAGGGUUUGUUUGCCGAUUGAGAGAGCAGCAAUAACCUCAAGGGGAGAAGUCCGGUGAAUCCAAUUCAGUUGGGGCUCGUCUAUUUGAGUAAUUUCGUGUGAAUUUGCUAGAGAUAUUAGUAAUUUGGCAUUGGCUAGAGAAAUGCGCACGUAAUAAAAAGUUGUAAUGUAAUUGCAACAAUAUCUUCUUUUUAGAUAAAUUUCUUCGAAAUAAUUGUUUCUGAACUUUUUCUCAUCAGUUGCCUCCUCAAUGCAUUCUAAAUUUAAAGUUUUUUUUUUUUUUCUC